This is a messenger RNA of Ectocarpus siliculosus, 4119 nucleotides long. The record is from the annotation of a GenBank genome assembly. NCBI's taxonomy places the organism in Eukaryota, Phaeophyceae, Ectocarpales, Ectocarpaceae.
AUGCGGGUACAUCCGCUGCGGCUGUUGUGGAGCGAAGUCCUUGGACUCGAACGAGUUGAACGAAGUGGGUGCCCCAGCACGCUACUGUCAGUGGUAACCCAUCUUUCCGAUGAUCGUUUCCAUCAGCUGAAAGGGUUGUGCCUCGCCCUCACGGACGGCGACGACGGCACCGUCAAGAGUAAUUCCGCCGCAUCGGCAGUGUCCACGAUAUGUGUCGCCGUCUUUGUUCAGGACAAAACCGCAUCUACUCGGGUUCGCCAUGCGAUUCAUGCCCUCCCUGGGUUGGACCAGCUGAUCGUACGCGUGCAGUGCUUUACUAGCAGAGGCCCGUCGAAGGCAUCCUGGUACCCCAUCAACCAACUGAGGAACCGAGCUCUGGCCCAGGCGGACACCGACCUUGUGUUGAUUUGUGAUGUGGACUUUCGCCCGUGCCGGCGCCUAGCUCACCUGCUUCGUGCAUCUGGGGAGAUUAAAUCUAUUUUUAAGCGCGUAUCCUGCCGACUGAACUGCGUCGUGUUGCCAGCUUUCGAGGUGUCCGCCGCCCGCGACGACGACGACGAUGGUGUUAGCAAUGAAGAGGCGGCACAAAGAGCAGCCAUUGAAAUGCCCGAGAAGUCGUGGUGGUUGAAGACUCUAGCCUGUAAGCAGGAAUUGCUAAAACAGUGGGAACAGGGCCGCGUGGUUCCGUUCGCAAGCCGAGUGUGGGCUCAAGGACAUCGCGCCACGAACUUCGACAGGUGGAAGGCAGCCACCGACUUGUCCGGUUGGUACGAAGUCGCCUAUGAGGAAGGCUUCGAGCCGUUCGUUAUCAUGAAUCGGCUGCUUGUUCCUGCAUUUGACGAACGAUUUGAGGGCUACGGAAGGAACAAGGUGAUCUUCUUCUAUCGACUCCACAGCCUUGGCUUUUCGUUCACAGUGGAGCAUGGUCUGUUCCUCGUGCAUGCCCCCCAUGAGCGUUCAGAGUCGUGGCACAGAACGUUCGAUCGCAGAACGUUCGAUCGUGAAGCUGUUGCUGAACUCUCGUUGCCCGCCAAGGGGUAUCACUCCGAGCGUUUUGCCGCUAUUCUCGAGCAGUAUAAAGUGGCGAAGGAAGAGGUCAACGCGGAAGCUUUGCAGAGAAGACACCCCCCGCGAGGUGGCAGCACCAAGAGAAGGUUUCCUUUGGGGUUGAGAAAGAACCAGUUGGGACAUUGGCCGGUGGGGGCAGGGCCGAAGCUCGGCAAGUGCAAUGUUGGGGUGGCAAGAACGGCCUGCACAGACGCCCUCCGAGACGCCAUGCGUCACGCUCUUUGGGCCAGCCUGCACGCGCUUUGGUACGAGUACCAUCCAAAAAGAAUCGACGUUGUCGCAAGGCUUGAGAGCCGUCACCGCCGCGCUGAAUCCGACAUCACCAUCUUUACGCAGUGCUCGCUCUCCCGGCUGAACCGCCUCGAGCGAAUGUGCGAUCUCUGGACAGGCGUGGUUUCGGCGGCCAUAAUCAAUGGUGGAGGGGGCCAUGUGGACCAACGCAUGCGACGGAAGGUUUCGGCCCUUCAUCGCAGGGUAGAGUCCACGGGGAAAUGCCGCCUGGAUAUAUGCCUGUGCCAGCCCGCCCCUGGUCUUGCUGCGAGAGAUGGUCUCUACCCCGUAAAUUCGCUCCGGAACGCCGCCCUCCGCGCAUCAAGAACCGACUUGGUCUUGUCAGUGGACGUCGACGCCAUGCCCAUGCGGGGUCUCCACGAGGUCGUCAGCCGUCCCCCGGUGUACGCGCGACUCCUUGAAAUGUGCCGAGGAGGAAGGCCUCCCACUCACGCAGCCCCUGCAUUCCCCGCGGCCUCUUGUUCGGGGGCGGACACAGAGGCGGCGACCUUGGACACGCAUCCACCAACGUUUUUGGUUGUGCCUGCGCUAGAAUUCGUGGGUGCAAGCUCGCCGGACGACCCGCGCAUCCGCACUCUUCUGCAGGAAGCCGACAACAAGCGGAAGGCCGCUGACCUCGUCGUGGCCGGGGACCUGCAGGCCUUCCAUGCUGAGUGUUUCCCCGAGGGCCACCGACAGACCAAUCUCGAUCGGUGGACAACACUCCCAGUAGAUGCGACUCCGUACGAGGUGAUGUACGCAGAAGGCUACGAGCCAUACGGCCUCUUUUUCCGCCGCCACGCCCCGCCGUUUGACGAGAGGUUUCGAGGGUUUGGACUGGACAAGGUGUCCCACUGCUGGCACCUUCACCGCCUCGGGUGGACGUUUCGCGCGCUGCCGGUGGCGUACCUCAUCGACCUGCCGCACCCUGCGACCGACCACAGAAGGGCCCACCGGACUGCGCCCAACUUUCGGGCCUCCGUGGACGGACUGUUCCAGCGUUUCUGCACCGAGGUCGACCGUUCCCUCGCCGCCAGUUCGUCCUUGCUCUCUCCAUCUGCCCGCGCCCCCACCGCAAACGUUUGGGGGGCUACGUACUACCAAGAGACUCAGCUUGAGGGCCUCCAGCGUCGAGAUUACGAGGUGUUGGCGGGGCUGUCUCUCUUGGCGUGGGGUGACGCUUGGGCAGCCGGUCGAGCCUACCAAGGCGGCGGCGGCGGCGGUGGCGGCGGCAGCAGACUCCGAGUCACUUGCGGGGGAGGCUGGAAGCUCAAGGGGAGCAUGGGCGCUUGGGAAGGACUGCGGGCCAGGGAUGCGUGCAGCAAAGACGGUGACGACCCGGCAACCGAACCGGGUUCGUGUGGCGCUAUCCUCGGCGAUCGUGAUCGAGUCGCCAUUCCGCCACGAAUGGUCGGUGGCUGGGUACACGUUUGCAUCGAGGGGCAACAGCAAGGAGAUGCGGGGGCUGGCGGUGACAGUAGCUCGUCUGGACUGCAUGGACGAUCUGUCAUCCGACCCCGUACCCUGCACGGGGUGGUGCGGUACUGGGUUCACCCACGGUGGAAUCCAAAGAAGAGCCCGCGGGGGAAACUUCCCGGGCUGGGAAUGUCGGGGGACGUGCGAUUUUUCGUGCGCUGGCGCGAAGGAUCCAUCGGUUUCUGCUCGCUGAUGGUGCUGGGGCGACCAUUGAAAGAGGUCUGCGAGGUGCACGUGAUUCACCAAGUCCCGUUCUCACUAGAGCACGGAAAAACGACCGCGAUACAGCUCGAGGCGGACAUGCGGCGUACGCCGGGCAACGGGGGCGCGCUCUCGUUCCGAGCGUGGGCAAACGGGAGCGUGGUCUACGAGGCUCGUGUUUACGCCGGCGACGUGGCCGUUUCGGGUGAUAACGAGAAGGGGAUGUGGGUCGAGGACGCCUUACUUCAUGUUCUCGCCGCCUCUGUUGGUGACGGUGGGGACAAACGAGAGAGGGAGAGAGGAGGGGCCGCCGAUGCGGAGCAUGUGCUCAUCGGCGGAUUGGAAGUCUGGGGGAAGCACCCCACUCGUGAAGCAGAAGAGGGGGGGUUGGAACCAGACACUACCCUUCUUGCUGCUCAAGGCAGAAAAUACACCAGAGAGGGGCUCGUUGCUCAAGACGAUGCCAUGGCGAGGUCUACAAUGGCGGGAAAGCUGCGCUUUGUGUUUGUGGCAAGUACGGGAAGGUGUGGGACACACUACCUGUCUCAAUUGUUGGGAACAUCUCCCUGUGUCGAAGCGCUUCACGAGGCUUCUCCUGACCUCAGCGGGCGGCAUAACCUUCUGGCGGCGGCAACCGAUCCAGAAAAGAGCUACGAGAAACGCCGCCACAAAGCCGAGGAAAUCUUGCGAUCGGCACGGCACCACCUGUCGGACAGGGGCAUCGGAACCCUGACGUACGUCGAGACGUCACACCUGUUCCUGAAGACGUUUUCGGACGUCGUUAUGCGCGAGCUAGCGCCACACUUUCGGGUGGACGUCGUGGUGCUCCGUCGCGAUCCGGCGGCGGUGUUGAAGAGCCGUAUCGAACUAGGCCAUUUCUGCCGCCGGCACAAGCGGAGCGACUGGCUUCUACUUCCCGCUGCUGCGACCGCUACCAGCGCUCACGACCGUUGCCGGCAGCAUGCGGACGCGCCGUGUGGUGGGGGUGAGAAACGUCGUCUAUCUCCCGUCCAGGAGGUUGACAUGGAUGGGUUCGAGGCACUGAUUGCGUAUGCCGCAAACACGGAGACCCAGAUACGGUACGAAGGUCGAUGCCCAUAUUGA